Molecule: messenger RNA, 536 nt
Organism: Orcinus orca (killer whale)
Lineage: Eukaryota; Metazoa; Chordata; Mammalia; Artiodactyla; Delphinidae
Product: 60S ribosomal protein L21-like
Exons: 1
Coding region: 61-522 (153 amino acids)
Biological process (GO): translation
Cellular component (GO): cytosolic large ribosomal subunit; ribosome
Molecular function (GO): structural constituent of ribosome
Source: RefSeq, a predicted model, not a curated record
AUAUCAACAAUGCCACCAAGCCUUUGUGUCGGAACCGCCAUCUUCCAGUAAUUCGCCAAAAUGACCAACACAAAGGGAAAGAGGAGGGGCACCCGCUACAUGUUCUCUAGGCCUUUUAGAAAACAUGGAGUUGUUCCUUUGGCCUCAUACAUGCGAAUCUACAAGAAAGGUGAUAUUGUAGUUAUCAAGGGAAUGGGCACUGUUCAAAAAGGAAUGCCCCACAAGUGUCCCCAUGGCAAAACCGGGAGAGUCUACAAUGUUACCCAGCAUGCUGUUGGCACUGUUGUAAACAAGGGCAAGAUUCUUGCCAAGAGAAUUAAUGUGCGUAUUGAGCAUAUUAAGCACCCUAAGAGCCGAGAUAGCUUCCUGAAACGGGUGAAGGAAAAUGAUCAGAAAAAGAAGGAAGCCAAAGAGAAAGGGACUUGGGUUGAGCUGAAGCGCCAGCCUGCUCCACACGUCAUGAGCACCAAUGGAAAGGAGCCUGAACUGUUGGAACCCAUUCCCUAUGAAGUCAUGACAUGAUAGGUGUAAAGAAA